ACACAUAAACGGAUGAAUGUAUAUUUGUGUUUUUUUUUUUAAUGAAGACAGUUACAAUUUUGCACCUGAACUAUUCGAGGUGCCUAAUAUGCUGUCUUGUGCAGCAUCUAGAAUAUAAAGUACUCUAAUAACCGGAUCCACUAAAUUUUUGAACACUUCAUAUGGUUAUGUGUUAUCACUCAGGGGACAGACGGUUUUCUCCAUGGAAGGGAUCAGUUUUAGACUCUGUAAUUGGUGUUUUUCUCACUCAGAAUGUUUCAGACCAUCUUUCUAGCUCUGCUUUCAUGUCACUUGCUGCGCGAUUCCCAUUCGAACCAGAAAGUGACCAAGGACAAUCAUAUCAAGAUGUAGAGAGCAUCAUAGCAGAAGAACCUGAAGUACAUGAUCUGGUACCAGAUGAUACGAUUCAAUGGAAUAAAGUGUUGAAUGAGCCAACUUGUAGCAAGAAUUCUAAGAUGCUUCUGGACUCGGACUACAAUGACAUUAGAGAAGUUGUCAACAGUGUCAAGUCCUCUGGAAAUUGCUUUGAUGGCAGCAUACCAAAGGAUAACCUAAGUGGCCAAUUGUCAGGCUUCCCUAAAAAUGGUCCAGAUGCAUCCCUUGAAUCUACAGUGAAUAAGUCAACAGGUUUCGUUGGGGAUGAAAGAAACUUGGAUGAUAUGCUUUCUUCUCAGAAUUCUGCUAUUCACUCUCAGCACUCGGCAGAUUCUAUCAUUGCUCUAACCAGCGAAAGAACUGAAUCUUGCUCAGUGAGCACCUUAGAAGCAGAACCACCAGCUGGAAGUAAACCAAACACAAACAGUAUUAUUUGCUCUACUUCUUAUGUUAAGCUAUCACGGAUGGUACAAACCAUACUACAUGGAGAUAACAAUCAAGGGAAUGAAAAUAAACUGUCCAAUAUGGAUAGGCAAAUCGAUUCAGUAAUUAUGGUCCCUGACUCGCAAAAUCAAAAUGAGAACCAGUCAGAUAUUACCCGCAGUAAGCCAGCUUUGCAUCUGACACCCAGUUCAGGAGAACAAAAAGCCGGACACUUUGACUUACCUCGAAAGAAUGGUGAAAGCUUGAAUACUGCCAAUGCAAAAGAACUUUGUGAGAUGGAACUAAGUGGGUCGUCAGCAGAAUCUGCGACCCAAGGUACUAUGCAGAAGUUCCUAACUAUCAGUUGCGAAGUACCAAAAUUCUGUAGUGAGAAGGCUCACUCAAGCAACCAUCUAAUGGACGUGAAUCAAAAGAUAGCUGAAAAUCCUACAGGAAAACUGGAGUCACAGUUUCUGUUCCAAAAAAAUAACUAUAAAAUGCAGGAUGUAUCAAACAUCCCGAUUUUCGAACAAAGUUUGAUGGAUAUCACAGGUAGUAGCAAUAUCGAUAAUUCAAGAACGUCUAAGCACAAAGAA
This is a messenger RNA of Olea europaea var. sylvestris, 1394 nucleotides long. Its product is annotated as protein ROS1-like. Gene Ontology annotation, molecular function: DNA N-glycosylase activity; DNA demethylase activity. Lineage: Eukaryota; Viridiplantae; Streptophyta; Magnoliopsida; Lamiales; Oleaceae. The record is from RefSeq and is a predicted model, not a curated record. The transcript has 2 exons. The annotation marks the transcript as partial.